This is a messenger RNA of Cottoperca gobio, 1006 nucleotides long. It is a transcript of the gene nopchap1, whose product is annotated as NOP protein chaperone 1. The coding region runs from base 96 to 530 and encodes 144 amino acids. Gene Ontology annotation, biological process: box C/D snoRNP assembly. NCBI's taxonomy places the organism in Eukaryota, Metazoa, Chordata, Actinopteri, Perciformes, Bovichtidae. The record is from RefSeq and is a predicted model, not a curated record. The transcript is spliced from 4 exons. Gene Ontology annotation, molecular function: box C/D methylation guide snoRNP complex binding.
CAUUGCUUAAAGGUUUAUUUUCUUACCUCCUACCCGGAUGUUGGACUCAAUAGUGACACACAUGUCGAUGCAAACAGAGUCGUGUCUCCUCUAAAAUGGAAGUAAACAUCAAGAAAACGAGUUCACAGGCUUUGCUGUCUUGUGGAAACGGAGAAGGUCUCAGUGAGAAGCUUCUCCUCAAGCCAAAGGCUGGCAGACCCCAGCAGACAGAGAGGGUCCCGAGAAGCAGCGUGUUGGAGCGGCUGCAGAGCUUCCUGCCCCAGAUGGCCGAAGCCAACGAGAAGCUGAAGCAGCGGAUGGUUGAAGCUCCUGCUGGACAUUUUGACAUAGAGAACGUGGAAGAGGCAGAGAGGGUCAUAGAGAUGGACGUGGCGCUGGUGGAGCUCAGCGGGACAGACAGCGACUCCGAAGACGCAGAGGAGACUUCGGACUCUGAGGAGGAAUCAGAGAGCGACAUCACAGAGCAGAACCUCAAGUUACCUGGAGACAAAGGCAAGAAGAAGAAAGCAAACAUACAAGUUCUCCAUUAACGGGGAGAAAAGGCAGCACGUACAGACUUUUGGCUGCGUAUUGAGUUUCUUUACCCUCUGACGUGAUGUGGACAAACUGACGGAGACGAAACCUUUGCCUCAGGCUUGGAGGGAUUUUUACCUGCUUCAGAGACAGAGAACAGGAAGUUCCUGUGUGGAGGGACGCACAGCUUCCUCAUCCCUAUGGGAACAAUAGUAAUUAUUAUUUUGUACUUUUUAAUGGUCUGUGGAGCCAGAACAGAUACUGUGAUUACUUAAUCCAGUUCAUCAGCUCAUUGUACUUGAUGUGUUUGGGCUCCUCACUUGUUUAUUGGCCUCUGUUUUCAUGAGCUUCAACACAUUAUUACAUCUUGUCAGGCUACAAACUAUAAGUGCUAACUGAGGCACAGUUAUGAUUUUCUAAAGGAAGAUGGGUUACCAGAAAAAAUUUGUGAUUCUGUAUAUGGCAAUCAAAAUAAAGCCUCUGUGCUCUUAUC